Lactuca saligna is the source of this 588-nucleotide messenger RNA. Lineage: Eukaryota; Viridiplantae; Streptophyta; Magnoliopsida; Asterales; Asteraceae. The record is from the annotation of a GenBank genome assembly.
AUGAGCAUAUGUAAUCUGCAUCAAUAUAGCGAGUUGCAGGGUUCAAAAGUCAACAAACUGCAGAUGGUUGGGGAAAUGAAGAAUGACUCAGGGAAGGUGACACAAGACAUGGAUCAAGGACACUGUGAAUCCAGUGUAGAUAGCUUUUCUUUGGAUUCGUUGGUCAAGGAUAUAAAUAACAUUGUGAGGUGUAUUGGGCCCAUGGUAAACAAGUUUGAAGAUCUGAGCAAACGUGUACAACUUAUGGAGAAGAAGUUAAAAAAAUAUCAACAAUAUAAAGAUUAUAAGUUUGAGAUUCCUACAGAGGAGAAGCCAUCAUCUAACAAUCCAAAGGUACUUAUACCAGCUUUCCCUGAGAAGUUCGAUUGUGCUGUCUUUUGCCAAUGGGUAAAGGAUGUAGAAUUGUAUUUUGAGUCUGGUUGUGUCUCGGAGUAUGAAAAAGUAAAACAUGUAGUCUGCACAUUGCCACACGAUGGAGAGGCUUUUAAAUGGUGGCAAGGUAUCCAAGAGCUAAGCAACACAGUCGAUAAAAUACAUGUCAUCAAGUGGAACGAGAUGAAGAGGUUGGUUAUCAAUAAAUUCCUUUGA